AUGACGGUGGAUUCGGUUGAGCCCGUGCACACGUCUCGCUCUUACGCGGAUGUAACCGAGCGGGACGGCAGCGAGCGGGUGUUCAUCAACGUGUCCGGGCUGCGCUUCGAGACGCAGCUCAAGACACUCUCCCGCUUCCCGGACACACUGCUGGGUGACCCGUACAAACGCACCCGGUUUUUUGAUCCGGUCCGGAACGAGUACUUCUUCGACCGGAACCGGCCGAGUUUCGACGCUAUUCUGUACUACUACCAAUCCGGAGGGAAGCUCCGCCGACCUCUGAACGUACCGGUAGAAAUUUUCAUGGACGAGAUCAAGUUUUAUGAAAUCGACGAGACCGUGAUACAGAGAUUCAUCGACGAUGAAGGGCUCAGUAAAGAGGACGAGCGCCCGAUGCCCACUAACGAGUUCCUGCGGCAGGUUUGGCUCCUGUUCGAAUAUCCCGACAGCUCGCGUGGGGCCAGAUUGAUCGCCAUUGUGUCAGUGAUGGUCAUCUUAGUAUCAAUUAUCAUCUUCUGCUUGGAAACGUUACCAGAGUUCAGAGGGACCGGCGAUGAGCUGAACAGACACGCAACAAUUAACGGGACGACCGAAGAAGCUUGGAAUGGCAACAUGUUCACUGACCCGUUCUUCCUGCUCGAGACGCUGUGCAUCGCCUGGUUUUCCUUCGAGAUGUUCAUGAGGUUCAUAUCGUGUCCAUGCAAGUCCGCUUUCUACAAAGACAUCAUGAACACUAUUGAUAUUAUAGCAAUCGUGCCGUACUUCAUAACUCUUGGUUUGGAGCUCUCGGAGCACCAAGCGAACGCGCAGCAAGCCGCAUCCUUGACCGUGCUCAGAGUCGUGCGCCUCGUGCGCGUCUUCCGCAUAUUUAAACUCUCGCGCCAUUCGAAAGGACUACAAAUCCUGGGCCAAACGCUGCAUGCCAGCAUGCGCGAACUGGCACUGCUCAUCUUUUUCCUCAUCAUUGGCAUCGUCCUGUUCUCCAGCGCGGUCUUCUUCGCUGAGGUGGACGACCCCGGAUCGAGCUUCACCAGCAUCCCGGAGUCGUUUUGGUGGGCUGUAGUUACCAUGACCACGGUGGGAUACGGGGACAUGAGUCCCGUCACGGUCGGUGGUAAAAUCGUUGGUUCAAUGUGUGCCGUGGCCGGUGUGCUCACUAUUGCCCUGCCCGUGCCUGUCAUUGUGUCCAACUUCAGCUAUUUCUACCACCGGGAAAAUAACGAGGAGGAUCGCAAAACGUACACGCAUGUAACGUGCGGCCGCCCGGUGGCCUCGUUUGAUGAAAACAGCGUCCAUAAAGGCGGAUACACAGUUAAUAAAUCAGAGUGCACGGGAAAUAAAAAAGAUGACGAUAAUUUCUCCAUAUAUUGUAAUUUAAAUUUUGAUGAAUACACAGGGAAGCUGACAGAUGUGUGA
Messenger RNA from Tachysurus vachellii, 1416 nucleotides. RefSeq names its product shaker-related potassium channel tsha2-like. Gene Ontology annotation, cellular component: voltage-gated potassium channel complex; membrane. Bases 1 to 1416 code for a protein of 471 amino acids. Lineage: Eukaryota; Metazoa; Chordata; Actinopteri; Siluriformes; Bagridae. Gene Ontology annotation, molecular function: protein binding; delayed rectifier potassium channel activity. Gene Ontology annotation, biological process: protein homooligomerization; potassium ion transmembrane transport. The record is from RefSeq and is a predicted model, not a curated record. The transcript has a single exon.